This is a messenger RNA of Manduca sexta (tobacco hornworm), 1705 nucleotides long. RefSeq lists its product as uncharacterized. Gene Ontology annotation, cellular component: neuron projection; membrane. NCBI's taxonomy places the organism in Eukaryota, Metazoa, Arthropoda, Insecta, Lepidoptera, Sphingidae. The transcript is spliced from 2 exons. Gene Ontology annotation, molecular function: G protein-coupled receptor activity; peptide binding. Bases 218 to 1279 code for a protein of 353 amino acids. The record is from RefSeq and is a predicted model, not a curated record. Gene Ontology annotation, biological process: G protein-coupled receptor signaling pathway.
CUAGCCGCUAGGACAUAGUACAAGCGGUAAUAAGUACCAUAAUAAAGAAUAAUAUACCUUGGGUCUUCGGAAUUUUCGCGCUCUCUGCGGCGCACAUGUUCGUACAGCGGUGAUUCACUACUGGAGAAAAAAGUACAACAAGAGACGGUUGCGGGCUUACUGGUGACGCAGUGUCCGAGAGUCAUUGAUCCCAAUACAUUCCCGGACUGCCGACGCCAUGUCGGAGCGCACGCACUCGGCUGACUCGGGCGAGCCGCUCGUCCCGCCGCUCGCGCUCGCCGCUUACAUCGCGUGUGUCGCCGGCGCUGGAGCUAUUGCCAAUUGCUCUGUAAUAGCUGCACUCCUUAAAUCAUCAAAACACGGAUUAUUCUCCAUCAUCAUACAGUUAGCUAUAGCAGACUUCAUACUAGGGGCAUCAAUAUGUCCAGAAUUAUGGUCUUAUAAUAUAAGAACCUGGUAUUUUGGAAGUCAUGGCUGUGUGAUUUAUAGAGGACUAAAUGUGCUGGCAUCUACGGCUACAUCAUACAUAGUGAUGACUAUAGCAUUGCACACACUCGCAACUGUCAAUCUAGAAGAGAAGAAUAUCACACGGCGCAUUAAACGGGAUGAACAAGAUGAAGAUGAUGAGAUGCGGUCUUCGCGUCACAGUCUGGUCGCCAGCAGCGACUCCUCUACACCUCCACGAACCAUGAAUCUGGAUUAUAGGCUAAACACUAACAAAAUAUCGGUGGCGCAGCCUAGUGCGUUUGUUUGGAUCCUGUCCAUUUCGCUCUGUGUCCCCGAAUUUGCAUUAGCUGCUGCAGUACAUUUGGACCAUGGAGUCAUUUUUUGCACAGUUGUGGACCCCGAUCAUAAAUUGUACAUGUAUUCAAUGUUUGCCCUUUUUAAUUUGUUUUUACCUACGAUUAUUAUGACUAUAGCUGCCACACUAGUUAUAAUUAAAAUAAAAUCCAAGCGUGUAAUGUCUGUGAUCAACAAUAACGAAACUAUUGCCUUAUUGAAAUUAUCGUUGUGGUUAAUAGCAAUAUAUAUAAUCUUAAGCACACCUCAUUCAGUUAUGAAUGGAUAUAGUAUAUAUUCUACAUCUAUAAGAGGGAAUGAAACAUCUUUAUAUGAUAUAACUCAAGAAGACUACACCGUGGCCUAUACAACAGUUGUGUUAAGCGCAGUUCACUUGGCCUCUACUUUGUUUCGCCCUAUAUUAUGUAUAGCUAUAUUACCGAGUGUAAGAAAAGGACUUUCGUGUCAAUCUGUAGCUAUCGAAACGGAACAUGUGUGAUAACUGCUUGGUAUACUCGUAUUGUGGACCGUGAUCUUAGUGAAGUGACAUCGAUAAUUUUAUUUCGGGCAUUUUAGAAAACUUUGAUAAGGAAUUGUUAAAAUAUUAAAUAUGUUUUGAUAAUACUAUGAUGAAAUGAUUUAGUAGUCAAUACGAAUAGGUAUUACUUACCUUCUCAACAUUUUGUAUUAUAGUAGUUCUUACGCGUUUUGUUUCAUACAUCACCUAUUAAUUUUAAUAGCUUUAUAAAUUGCCUAUCUAAGUACAUAUUAUCUUGUAACAUUAUUUUUAAAAAUAUAGCUUUAAAAAAACUUAAGUAAUCAUUCUUAUGCUUAUUAGAAUAAGGAAUAACUUAAUCUAUAUAUAUAAAAAUCAAUCGCUGUUCGUUAGUCUCGCUAAAACUCGAGAACGGCUGGACCGAUUUGG